CAUUCGCAUGACGACGACAGUUUGAUAGGGGAUUCCAAGAGCAAACUUUUAUCCGAACGAAGCAAAACUUAGAGCUUGUGUAUAAAACGAAAAAAGUUGCAGUUCGACGUGCCAGAUACAUAUAUAUAUAUAUAUAUAUCUGGAUUAGGAUGCGUAAGAUGCAAGUUCUAGUUCAGACGAGCGACGGCAAGAAGACGGUUUACGAUGUGGAUCGCUUCGGAACGGUGGCCAACCUGAAGGCACGGAUCGGGCGAGCCAUGUCCGUGCCCAUGGGCUUCAGUCGGCUGUCCUACAAGGGUCGCGAGCUGUCCAAUCAGAGCAUACUGGAGGAUGUGGGCCAUAAGUCCAUUCUGGAUCUCACCUGGAAGCCGGUCGUCCUGACGCCCAAGCAAUUGCGCGAAAAGAAGAUUGGCAAGUUUAGCAAGUUCGGCUAUGGCAGGAAAAACGAUAGUGGUGAACAUAUGUCUACAUUGAUCGGCGGUUACCAGCAACGCAUAGAUCUGGAAAGUGACGAUGAUGAACUGGAGGCACAGGACUUGACUGAACUCGAUUUGUUGUCCCUUAACUCCGAUGAUUCACUGGUCAACAACCAGACGGAGCUAGAGCCGAUUGCUCCAUUGAAUUUCUCUGGAUCUGAUUAAGAAGGCUACGAAGAACGACAAUAAGCAGUAGACUGUAUUAAAUAAUCUUCAAUUCAAAUGACUGCGCUCAUUUCAUUUCAAAGUUCCUUCCAAUGAUUUUCAAAAUACAAGCAGAACGGGUCUUAGAACAAAUGCUUUAUUUAAGUUGCAUUAUAAAAAAAAAAUUCGAGAAUACCACCCAUUUACGAAUCAUUUAAAGUAAUUUAAAGUAAUUUCGAAUUUGUUUACACUCAAGCAAAUAAUUAACGUCUCAUGGCCAAUGCCAUAAAAAUUCUUAAAAUUUAUGUAUUAUUUAUGGACUGCAUGGUAUUCCUGAAAAGCUGAACUGUAGAACGAAAGCCAUUUAACUCAAAAAAUAUUUAUAAAUAUAGUUUAAAUACAUUC
This is a messenger RNA of Drosophila melanogaster (fruit fly), 1025 nucleotides long. RefSeq lists its product as uncharacterized. The transcript has a single exon. The record is from RefSeq and is marked reviewed. Lineage: Eukaryota; Metazoa; Arthropoda; Insecta; Diptera; Drosophilidae. The coding region runs from base 150 to 641 and encodes 163 amino acids.